Molecule: messenger RNA, 552 nt
Organism: Ilex paraguariensis (yerba mate)
Lineage: Eukaryota; Viridiplantae; Streptophyta; Magnoliopsida; Aquifoliales; Aquifoliaceae
Source: the annotation of a GenBank genome assembly
AUGGAUAUGUUGUUGCCACACUAUCUUCUUGCAUCUUCAGCAUUGCCUACAACCACCGCUACUGCCACCGCCAACGAUGAAAUUGCUCUACUUGCCUUAAAAGACCAUAUUACCCUUGACCCACAUGCAGCCUUGGCCAAAAACUGGACCAAUGAGUCCUCCAUUUGCAACUGGAUUGGGGUAACUUGCACCUCUCGGUCUCAACUCCCAAGAGUCACUGCCCUGAAUCUCUCUCACAAGGACCUAGAAGGGACACUUCCUACCCAUCUAGCAAACCUCUCCUCCCUCAUUUUGCUAGAUAUUAGCAACAAUAGUUUCCAUGGCCAACUUCCACAAGAGUUGGCUCAUUUGCAGAGACUAAAAACAUUAAAUUUGCAAUUUAACUUCUUCACCGGCGGAGUUUUGCCAUGGUUGGGAGGUUUGCCUGAGCUACAACAUUUGCUACUUGCAGGCAACAAUUUUACAGGUACAAUAUCAGAGAAAAGAGAAGUUUUUCAAAUUUUCAUUUGUCUUCUUUUUUUUUAUUUGCGGAAACAAGCCUCUGUGCGAUAA